AUGCGCUUUGUCGACACGGGAGCGAACGCCGAUACAGCGGACGAAGGCUCUCCAUUGAUUCUGCCACGACGCCCUCUGAAUUACAACUCGGAUUCGGGCGUGCACUACGGUCGACGCGACGUGGACGGGUCGUUGUCGCCGUCGACGAGGCGCCACGUGUAUUACGGCGCGGGUCACUACAACGCGACGAAUAAUAGCUCGUCCGAAGAAGAGAACGACGACGCGUUUGCGAUUGAGAUCGUCGACCAAAAGCGCAUGCCGCUUCCACACGCAAAGUCUUCACGCACCGCGCUUCGUGCGUUCUUGAAAAAACCCCCCCAGGAUAUGGUCAACGAAAAGGCAAACCGGUACACGCGCCGCACGCGCAUGCGCAACAUGAAAAAGUUCCGCCAAGGCAUGGGCGUCCCGAAACUACUCCGUGUGUCUGCCUACUGCACGUGCGACUCGAUCUCGCUCUUCAAGCUCCUGAAAUGGCUCGAGCGCGUGGAAACAGGUCAGUUGCCAGGUGGGGAGCUCAACCCGAACGGUUGGACGCACAAGAUGCACAUGGGGGCGAUCCAUUCGUCGUGCAUGUCGGAAGAGCGCGAAGAGGACAUCAUCACGGAUGACAUGCUCGCGAUUGAGCGGAAAGACGUGUUUUACUUUGCAACGGGGUGCACCGUGUUCUGGGGACUGACUCGGGCCGAGGAGCAGGCGCAUAUUCAAGCAAUUCGUGCGUUCUCAAAGGGCAGCGUCAAGCAAGUCGAGGUCGAAGACAUGGACUUUUGCUACGGCGACACGAGCAGCGUGAUCAACGACUCGAUCACGCUCAGCUCGUUCCGGUCGUCCGAGAAGAUUGCCAUCUCGUUUGCGAUGGCGCAGUCGUCCAAGCUCGACGUGUUUGAGCAGCGCGUCGACGAGACGAUCCAGGAAACGCGCCACAUUCCUCAAACGCUGGCCGAGACGGGCGAGAUCAAAAAGUAUUCGCAAAAGGACAUUUCCCAGCUCAUCGGGCGCUUGUUUAUCGAGCGGAGCGAUAUCAACCUGAAUUCCGACAUGCUGGACGACCCCGACUUUUUCUGGGACGAUGACGAGUACCAACCUCUGUACAAGAAAAUGAUGAAGUACCUCGACGUGGACAACCGCGUCCAUAUUCUCAACACGCGGCUCGACAUCCUUCGCGAAUUGUUGGACGUGCUGAGCCAGCAACUGGCGCGGCAGCACGACACCAAGCUCGAAUGGAUCGUGAUUUGGCUCAUUGUGGCGGAAGUCGUCGUCGAAGUGUUUUGGAACAUCUUGAUCAAAGAUAUCCUUGGCACUUCACUCCACCUUCGCCCACAGCACCACAACUACGGCACCACGACGUCGUCCCAUCGACGUCAAGAUUCGCUAACAGAGGAUGAAGGCGAUGUCGAUGACGAUGACGAUUUCGAUAGAGCGUCCCAGACGAACAGGUUGAUGCCUCCAUCCACUGCAUCUCGUCACGCGCUACGCGAUUUCUUCUAUCGACCUCCAACGCAGACGGUCGUCAAGGACAAAAUCAAUCGAUACACUCGUCGCACGCGCAUGCGGAGUAUGAAAAAGUUCCGCCGAAGCACGGACGUGCCGCAACUGCUGCGCGUUGCCGCGUACUGCACGUGCGAGUCGCUCGCGUUAUUCAAGCUCCUGCGGUGGCUCAAGCGCAUCCAGACGGGGCAGCUUCCCGGCGGCGAGCUCAACCCGAAUGGGUGGUCGCACAAGAUGUACAUGGGCGUCAUUCACUCGUCGUGUGUAUCGGACGACCGCGACGAGUCCGAGCUCCAUCCACGUUCGUCUCUCACGACGCCAUAUAGGGAUGCCAUCUCGGACGAGAUGCUCGCGAUCGAGCGCAAGGACGUGUUUUACUUUGCGACGGGGUGCACGGUGUUUUGGGGCCUCACGCAGGCGGAGGAGGCGGCGCAUUGCCAAGCCAUCCAUGCGUUUUCAAAUGGGGCGCUCAAACGCGUCGAUGUCGAGGAAAUGGAGUUUUGCUACGGCGACAGCAACAUGGUCGCAAACGACGUGGUCACGCUGACGUCGUUCCGCGCGUCCGAGAAGAUUGCCAUCUCGUUUGCGAUGGCGCAGUCGUGCAAGCUCGAUGUGUUUGAGGAGCGCGUCGAGGAAACGAUUCAGACAACGCGCCAUAUUCCGCAGACGCUGGCCGACACGGGCGAGAUCAACAUGUACUCGCAGACGGACAUUUCCAAACUCAUCGGGCGGCUCUUCAUGGAGCGGAGCGACAUCAACCUGAAUUCCGACAUGCUGGACGACCCCGACUUUUUCUGGGAUGACGACGAGUACCAACCGCUGUACAAGAAAAUGAUCAAGUACCUCGACGUCGACAAGCGCGUCCACAUUCUCAACACGCGGCUCGACGUGCUGCGCGAACUAUUGGAUGUUCUCGGGGAGCAAUUGGCCAGGCAGCACGACACCAACCUCGAGUGGAUCGUGAUUUGGGUGAUUGUCGCCGCCGUCUUUGUCAAGAUCUUUUGGAACAUCCUGGUGAAGGACCUCAUGGGGCUCUUUUGUCACUAA
Aphanomyces invadans is the source of this 2532-nucleotide messenger RNA. RefSeq lists its product as hypothetical. Lineage: Eukaryota; Oomycota; Saprolegniomycetes; Saprolegniales; Verrucalvaceae. The record is from RefSeq and is a predicted model, not a curated record. The transcript is spliced from 16 exons. The coding region runs from base 1 to 2532 and encodes 843 amino acids.